AUGGAUCCUCGCCCUUAUCACAUCCUGAGCUAUGGCACCCUCUUGGGGACACAGUUCUACCAGUCCUUUGUUGGAGGCUUCGUCGCUUUCCGUGCUCUUCCGCGGCCCCAGUUCUCCAGUCUGCAGACCGCUAUCUUCCCUAUCUACUUCUCCCUGCAGAGUGCGCUGCCGGUAGUGGUCGCUUUGACUGCUUCCCGUGGUGGAGAGACCCUGGGACUGUCUGGGCUCAUUGCACCGGAGAACCGCAUGAACACCCUCCUGCCCCUGGCAACUGUGGCAGUGACGGGACUGGUGAAUAUGUUCGUGCUGCUUCCUAUCACCGCUAAUGUGAUGCGCGAGCGCAAGCACCAAGAAACCCGUGAUGGAAAGAGGAGCUAUGACCCGGCGCCUCAUUCCAAGGAGAUGCUCGCCUUGAACAAGAAGUUCGGCCGUGUGCAUGGUAUCUCAAGCUUGGUCAAUCUGGUCAGCUUGGUUGCUACUGUCUGGUACGGUGCUGUGCUGAGCAAGAGACUUGAGUAA
Messenger RNA from Penicillium bovifimosum, 519 nucleotides. Its product is annotated as DUF4149 domain-containing protein. The transcript is spliced from 4 exons. The record is from RefSeq and is a predicted model, not a curated record. Lineage: Eukaryota; Fungi; Ascomycota; Eurotiomycetes; Eurotiales; Aspergillaceae. Bases 1 to 519 code for a protein of 172 amino acids.